Desarmillaria tabescens is the source of this 609-nucleotide messenger RNA. RefSeq lists its product as uncharacterized. The record is from RefSeq and is a predicted model, not a curated record. Bases 1 to 609 code for a protein of 202 amino acids. The transcript has 5 exons. NCBI's taxonomy places the organism in Eukaryota, Fungi, Basidiomycota, Agaricomycetes, Agaricales, Physalacriaceae.
AUGGACUUUCAUGUCAUUGGUGGACAACUAUGUGUGAAAACAUUCUUGGCUACCUGGUCAAUCAAGCACAUGAGCAACAAGGGUAUCAGCCUUGACCACUCCGACUCUUACAGUGAUAUGAUUGAGCAGGCCUCAAAGCUGACGCAAAAGCAGGUGGAAGUUAUUUUGGAGAUAACACAGGUUGAGGAUGAUAGUAAUCGGCAUGCGAUGGCAGAUAAUGAGAUAGAGCAGGAGCCUUCACAUGGAGAUGGUCACCCAAAGAAGAGACAGAAAACACAACAGAAUGCAAACCUCCAUAAACAUACUGCAUCUAGCCCCCUAUCUGUCAGCAUCAUAUUGCCUGGUCUUGGUGAUGUCUUGGGCAUUUGUUCAGCUCUGGAACUUGCUCCCACAUGGGCUAUGCCAUUAGCAGAGAUAUCAACCAACAUCUUGGCAGCAAAGAUAAGCCUUAAUGAGUUCUGUACCUGUGAUGAUCUUUUGACAGAGAAGGUCAAGCUAGAUCUGGCAGAGAUAGGAGACAUUCAUGAUGCACAGGAGAGGUGGUCAUGGGAGUACAAUCUUGAUGUGGAUGAUUUGAUAAUGAAAAAGGCCUGCUCAAUAGGAUUGUAA